CUGAGCGCUCGGCACCGUCGGGUUUGGACCAGAACCCUGCUGCAGGGCCGGGGUUCUGACCCAGCGGGAGCCCGGCUGUGGAACCGGCUGUGGAACCGGCUGUAGAACCGGCUGUGGAACCGGCUGUAGAACCGGCUGUAGAACCGGGCCCAGGCGCUGCUUUCUGAACCCAGCCGUGCGUUCUGGACCAUGAGUGGAAGUGGAAGUCCCCCCGCGGGCCCCGAGGCCCCGGCGCCGCCCGCCGCGACCCGCUGGCACCAUUACAGAAGAGCCCGGAAGGCGCUGGAGGUCCAGCCCGGUCCGGAUCAGCCGCUGGACAGGUACCAGUGGAGAACAUCACAGGACCAGAACCCGGAGAGGCCUCACCUGUUGGGCCUGCUGAAAACCAGCACCCUGCCUCGGCCCCGCAGGCAGAACCGGAACCAGGACCCCAACAAGCAGGGCUCCCUGCGCAGGAUCGUUCCCUUCUUCCGCUCCGUGUCAGAACCGGGAGCCGGCGGCGCCGAGAGAGCCGGGUCGGACGCGGAGCGGCGGGCGCCGUCGGUCAGCAGCUUCAUCAGCAGCCUGACACGCAGGAUCAGCCGGGUUCUGAGAGAAGAACCCCAACCAGAGUCCGACGUGAAGGGGCCCCCGGCUCACCGCUUCUCCUGCGGUCAGAGUCCCUACACGGACGGCGCCGCCUGGGACAGGAAGUUCUGCAUCCUGACGGACAGCCAGCUCAUCCUGCUCAACAAGGACGAGGAGGUCACAGGAGAACCCCAGGAGGCCCCGGCGGACUCCUCCAGGGCCCGGAGCCUCCGCAGGACCGUCAGCGUCCCCUCAGAGGGACAGUUCCCGGAGUUGCAGCCAGAGGGCGCCGCCGUGCUGGAAGCGUCUUCGGAGCGGUCUCCGAGGAGGAGGAGCAUUUCUGGUCUUGGCGGCUCGGAGAAGAACAUCGCGGUCGACAAUCCCAACUCUUCUCCUUUCAGAGUGCCGGGCUUCUUCAGCAAGCGUCUCAAAGGUUCCAUCAAGAGGACGAAGAGCCAGACCAAACUGGACCGGAACACCAGCUUCCGGCUGCCGUCGCUCCGGCCCGCUGAUGCAGACAGGCCGCGCGGCCUCCCCAGGCUGAAGGAGUCCAGCUCCCAGGAGUCUCUGCUGAGUCCAGGCAGCGCGGUGGAGGCUCUGGACCUGAGCAUGGAGGAGGACGUCUUCAUCAAGCCGCUGCACAGCAGCAUCCUGGGCCAGGAGUUCUGCUUCGAGGUGACCUACUCCGGAGGCAGCAAGUGCUUCAGCUGCACCUCAGCGGCAGAGCGAGACAAGUGGAUGGAGAACCUGAGGAGAACCGUUCAGCCCAACAAGGAUAACUGCCGGCGGGCGGAGAACCUGCUGCGGCUGUGGAUCAUCGAGGCCAAGGACCUGCCGGCCAAGAAGCGCUACUUCUGCGAGCUGUGCCUGGACGACGUGCUGUUCGCCCGCACCACCAGCAAGACGCGCCACGACAGCCUCUUCUGGGGCGAGUGCUUCGACCUGGCCGGCCUGCCCGCCACCCGCAGCCUCACCGUCCACAUCUACCGCGACGCCGCCGCCGCCGCCGCCGACAAGAAGAAGAAGAAGGACAAGAACAACUACGUGGGCCUGGUCAACAUCCCGGUGGCCGGCGUGACGGGCCGCCAGUUCGUGGAGAAGUGGUACCCGGUCAGCACGCCCACCGCCGCCAAGGCCAAGGGCGGCGGGCCCUCCAUCCGCAUCAAGUCCCGCUUCCAGACCAUCUCCAUCCUGCCCAUGGAGCAGUACAAGGAGUUCGCCGAGUUCGUCACCAACAACUACGGCAUGCUGUGCUCCGUGCUGGAGCCCGUCAUCAGCGUCAGGAACAAGGAGGAGAUGGCCUGCGCCCUGGUGCACAUCCUGCAGAGCACCGGCCGCGCCAAGGACUUCCUGACGGACCUGGUGAUGUCAGAGGUGGACCGCUGCGCCGACCACGAUGUUCUGAUCUUCAGGGAGAACACGCUGGCCACCAAGGCCAUCGAGGAGUACCUGAAGCUGGUGGGGCAGAAGUACCUGCACGACGCCCUGGGUGAGUUCAUCAAGGCUCUGUACGAGUCGGACGAGAACUGUGAGGUGGAUCCGAGCCGCUGCUCCGGCAGCGAUCUGUCCGAGCAUCAGAGCAACCUGAAGAUGUGCUGCGAGCUGGCGUUCUGCAAGAUCAUCAACUCCUACUGCGUCUUCCCUCGGGAGCUGAAGGAGGUGUUUGCGUCCUGGAAGCAGCAGUGCGUGGCCCGCGGCCACCAGCAGGACAUCAGCAAGCGUCUGAUCAGCGCCUCGCUCUUCCUGCGCUUCCUGUGCCCGGCCAUCAUGUCUCCGUCGCUCUUCAGCCUCAUGCAGGAGUAUCCUGACGACCGCACGUCCCGCACGCUCACGCUCAUCGCCAAGGUCAUCCAGAACCUCGCCAACUUCUCCAAGUUCGGCCACAAGGAGGAGUACAUGGCCUUCAUGAACGACUUCCUGGAGCACGAGUGGGCCGGCAUGAUGCGCUUCCUGUCCGAGAUCUCCAACCCGGAGACGCUGUCCAGCACGCCGGGCUUCGAGGGCUACAUCGACCUGGGCCGCGAGCUGUCGGUGCUGCACGCCCAGCUGUGGGAGGUGGUGUCCCAGCUCGACAAGGGUGAAAAUUCCUUCCUGCAGGCCACCGUAGCCAAGCUGGGCCCGCUGCCGAGGAUUCUGGGAGACAUCUCCCGCUGCCUGGCGGCGCCCACGCCGGUCCAGCAGCAGCUGCGGCGCUUCCAGGACCUUAGCCCCGCCCACAUGGGCGGCAGCGUGUCGUCAGGACUGCAGCGGAUCUUUGAGGACCCCGUGGACAGCCGCAGCGAGGUGCGCAGCCUCCCGUCUCCAGCCGUCGAGCUGAUGGAGGGUUACGGCCGGAGCCAGCGCCCCCUGCUGGCUCCGCAGCGCCCUGGUUUCUCUGAUCAGGCGGACCGGGACGUCCCGCUGCCAAACGGCCGCAGCGUCUCUCUGGUGGACCUCCAGGACUCUCAGAGCCUUCAGGGCCCCGCGGGGCCCCCGCCACACCACGAGGCCCCGCCCCGCCUCAGCAGGGUGGGCUCUCAAACCUCCGUCGGCCACGGCCCGCCUACGCCCGCUUACCCCCACUCCAACCCGGUGACGCCCCAGCCGGCGGCGCACCAGUCCAGAGCGCCGCCCAGAGACGGGCAGCCGCAGAGCGCCCCCCAGGCGAGGCGGCCCCUGCACGCCUCGGUCAGCCAGCAGCGCCGCCUGGAGCCGCUCUCCUUCCAGAACCCCGUCUACCACCUGAGCAACGCCGCCCGCAGCCUCUCCAGCCGCUCCUCCCUGCGGCAGGACUCCAGCUCCGAGAACCUGAGCACCGACAGCUCGCACCACAGCCACUCCGACGACUGCGGCAGCCAGGCGGGGGCCAAAGGCGGCGUGGCGUCCAACAGCAGCCUGGACGAGGCGGCCAGCCGGCGGAGCACGCAGAGCGAGGACUGCCCCGCGCCGCGCCGGCCCCCGCUACCCGACCUGCCCCCGGGGGCCGCCACAGCGGUCGCCGUCCCCCGUCAGAGCACCACCGCCGGCACCGCCCACAUCGUCAGGGUGGAGCAGAGCAGAGGGGGCGGGGCCAGGACGCCGCGCUCCCAGCCUCACAGCGCCUCGCUACGGAGCAGCAGCAGCGCCAACACCGAGCCGACGCCCUCCAGCCGCCAGGCGUCCGCCGCCGCGGUGGAGAGCGCCGCUCCGUCCUCCAGGAGCGCCGCUAAGCCGUCUGCGCAGGUGGAAACGCCGGUGGAGGCGGCAGUGAUGUCUCCGGUGGAGAGGACGGCGGCGUGGGUCCUCAACAACGGGCAGUACGAGGAGGAGGAGGAGGAGGAAGAUGGAGGGCGGGGCAGAGAGAAGGGCCGCAACACGGAGAAGUACGAGCUGGAGAUCUCGCGGCUGAAGGAGCGUCUGCGGGCGUCCGGCCGGCGGCUGGAGGAGUACGAGCGGCGGCUGGAGGCCCAGGAGCAGCAGAUGCAGAAGCUCCUGCUGGAGUACAAGAGCCGGCUGGAGGACAGCGAGGAGCGCCUGAGGCGGCAGCAGGAGGAGAAGGACGGCCAGAUGAAGAGCAUCAUCUGCAGGCUGAUGGCGGUGGAGGAGGAGCUGAAGCGCGACCACGCCGAGAUGCAGGCGGUGAUCGAAGCCAAGCAGAAGAUCAUCGACGCUCAGGAGAAGCGGAUCGGCUCGCUGGACGCGGCGAACGCGCGGCUGAUGGCGGCGCUGACGCAGGUGAAGGAGCGGUACAGCGCGCCCAGCAUCCAUAACGGCCUGUCGCCUGGCAACCCCACCAAGCUGUCCAUCACUGAGAACGGAGAGUUUAAGAACAGCAGCUGCUGAUUGGCUCACAUGGCCCCGGAGGCGGGGCUUAGGAGGGGUCUCCGCCCACAGGGCUGCGGACUUUUACCGAUUUGUGGAUGUAGCGUGUAAAUAGUGAAGUUUGAGCUGUUUGUUGUACAGAGAGUAAAGGUGUGGAGGCUCGUUUGCAGCGUCACAGAAGCACAGAAAGAACCAAACGAACCAAAAACACAAUCUGAACGUUUUCUAACAACUUUUUUAAGCUUUUUAUUUCAAGCUUCUAGUUUUGGUUUUGCAGUUUGAAGCUUUUGAUUUUGUUUUAUUUUCCUUCUUGGAUGUUUCUGACAGAAGUUUGUUUUUUACCCGACAAGUUGUUGUGGAUUUUAAUUUAUUCCUCCCUGUUCUGGUCCCGUUGCUGAUCUACUGAGCAGACCUCUGAUCGGGGUCAAAGGUCACACCUGUCUGCUGUCCUUUGUUGAGAAUAAAACCGUCUGAAAGUA
This is a messenger RNA of Fundulus heteroclitus (mummichog), 4826 nucleotides long. Its product is annotated as ras GTPase-activating protein nGAP-like. The record is from RefSeq and is a predicted model, not a curated record. The transcript is spliced from 19 exons. Bases 190 to 4368 code for a protein of 1392 amino acids. NCBI's taxonomy places the organism in Eukaryota, Metazoa, Chordata, Actinopteri, Cyprinodontiformes, Fundulidae. Gene Ontology annotation, biological process: regulation of GTPase activity.